UGUGAAGCUCUUACGGCCCUUGCGGCUCUUACACGAGCUCUGGCCCUGAUCCAAAAAGGAUAAGCCUGGAUAAGCCCAUCCAAAGCUGCCGCCGCCCGCCGCCACUCGUUACGAAUAUGUCGUUAUCUGGUCGUUAUCCAUCCCGCAAUCCAUCCGACCUCGCAUACUUGCUUGAAUACAACACAUGAAUACAAUCACAUGAUACAGCCGAUACAACCCACCACAGCAACCAGUGAUGGAGAAGGAUAUCUUGAAGUCAUACAUAGAAAAUUUUUAUGCGGAGGGCAUGGUGUCGAUACCAAACUUUCUUCCAGAGAGUGAUGUCACUGAGAUGAAGCAAGAGUGUGCAAGACUUGUAGAUCAAAUUAAUUGGAGCGAGAAUCCAACAUUCUUUAAGACAACGGGAGACCAGGCUCGAAACGAAUAUUUUUUAAAUUCUGGAGACAAAAUACGCUACUUCUUUGAGGAGGAAGCAUUUGACAGCGAAGGGAACCUUGUAGUCAGUAAGGAUGCAUGCCUCAACAAAGUAGGACACGCGCUGCACUGGCUGAGGCCUGCCUUCAGACGGGUAUCCUUCAGCGAAAAAGUGAAGGAACUUGUUAGACUCAUUGGAUUCAUAGACCCAGUUAUUGUGCAAAGCAUGUUCAUCUUCAAGAAUCCAGGCAUCGGUGGCACAGUGACGCCCCAUCAAGAUGCCACUUUCCUUCACACAGAGCCAAGGAAGCUGAUUGGUCUGUGGUUUCCUCUGGAGGAUGCGACAUUGGAAAAUGGUUGCCUGUGGUAUAUUCCAAAAUCUCACCUUAAUGAUGAAAUAUCACGAAGGUUUGUAAGAAACCCAGAAAAGUGUGGACCUCUUCUGAAGUUUGUCGGACAGAAAGAUGACUACAGCAAUAGAGGAACCUUCAUGCCACUUCCUACACCAAAAGGAUCCUGCGUUGUGAUCCACGGAAAUGUUGUUCACAAGAGCGAGAAGAACACAUCCCAGCAUCCAAGACCUGCAUACACGUUCCACAUUAUUGACAGGCACUGUUCUGUCUACAGCCCUGAAAACUGGUUACAGCCAACAGAGGACCUCCCAUUUCCGUCUCUUUACAAUAAUGAGUAAGAUUUAUAAGCUCGGUUUGUUAGGAGAAGGCUGUUACCAGAGUGCAUAUAUGUAGUUGUUAAGUCUCUGCUUUAUUACAAUUUCAUUUACUGAGGGUGCAUUUGAAAAAUAAACCUUACCUCACUGCUUCAUUCAA
This is a messenger RNA of Ornithodoros turicata, 1241 nucleotides long. It is a transcript of the gene Phyhd1, whose product is annotated as phytanoyl-CoA dioxygenase domain-containing protein 1-like. Lineage: Eukaryota; Metazoa; Arthropoda; Arachnida; Ixodida; Argasidae. The record is from RefSeq and is a predicted model, not a curated record. The coding region runs from base 236 to 1105 and encodes 289 amino acids. The transcript has 11 exons.